Tuber aestivum (summer truffle) is the source of this 3328-nucleotide messenger RNA. Lineage: Eukaryota; Fungi; Ascomycota; Pezizomycetes; Pezizales; Tuberaceae. The record is from the annotation of a GenBank genome assembly.
GCCCUCCAUCAUGUUGCAAUCCCACUUUACCAGCGACAAAUUGACAACAUCUUUCCCUUUGGACACCAAUUGGCCACCCAAAAAGACGUUGAAAAUGAGCGAUCAUCCUAGUCGCCACCACUCGUCACCUUUCCCGUCAUCUACAAAUCGGUCGUCUUCGUAUGAUAGUGUUGGAGGGGGUAUCGAUGCACUGGAAAUCGUCGCCCCUAGAAGCUACUCACAUUCACCUGCUCCCGCUCCACCUCCAAGCACUGGAACAGACGGCGCUGAGCUUCAACCUUGGUUGUAUCAGCUUUUCCCGGAAUCUUAUGCAGACAACGGUUCAUAUUCCUUAUCACCGCCAACAGAAGGUCACUAUUUGCAAGGGCCAGAUGGAACUUUAAUAUACCAAUCGCCAGCGACAACUUCACGAUCAAUAGUUGGGCAGACUGUCCUUCAUACUUCUCCUGAUGAGAGUAUUUAUUCUUCUGCUGGUUCGAACCCUUUCUUCACCACAUAUUGGUUACUGCGUCAUGUACUGCGCCGCAUGUUUCUCCGAUGCAGAGUAUCCGGUAAACUUAAGUGAUGCAAGACUGAGUAUAUCUGGAUUGACAGGUGUUAAUCGUGCAGAAGAGGCCUUUUUUCAAACAUUCGAAGAAAGUCGCGGUGUCGCCGACUUUGAGAGGUACCACAAAACUCCUGUGUUGCCGCAAACUUUGUAUCCAAAAGUUGUUCGCAACUAACAAAUAUUACAAAAUGGGCAGGCACACAACGGUUAGACUUUCGCCCUUUGGUUCAGAAUACGAUUCGAGCUCUUCAGAAUACGAUCCUAGAGAUAGAGGAACUACCCCCGCUCUCUCAGACUACUCUCCGCAGAUUCCCUCCCGCUCUCGUGCGAACUCAACUAGAUCUAGCCCGGCACCACCAGGCUUCUCUCCGGACCUCGGAUCUAGCGCAUCGAGUGCCCCGACCAGCAAUCCUUCUUACUCCCACCUUGUUGCAACAUUUGCCGCACCAAAGAGGAGAAAGAGCCGCAGAAAGCUCGGCCCCGAUGAGAGGCGCGAGGUCCACCAGUUGAGGAAGAUGGGAGCUUGCACUCGUUGUUGGGGUCUUAAGAUGAAGGCGUGUAUUCUUCUCUCCCGACCCCUUAUAGCCCCUGAUUCUAACAGCUCCGAUAGUGUGGUGAAGGAAACCCUUGCCCUAGAUGCGAGAAGCUAGGAGCCGGCACCAUGUGCGUGCGAGUACAUUUUGUGGACUUGGAUGUUUUUUCAAAGUGUAAAAAAGGGUACAGAAUAUGCUUUUUUAGAGUCUUUACUAACAUUCGAAAGGGCUUGUGGACGCAUACUCUCGAACGAUGAUGCACCAUGUAUUACGUUGGUCGAACUCACCGGCGCGCACUGUCACAGUAUCUCAUGAGAAGACUUUGGGUGUCACUCUCUCACUCAACGUUUACGAAUUCAUUCCGGCCUACCCAGGGCAGCUCGUCUACUGGUAUAAGGAUGUUUCUGGCUGGCAAUCAAUGGGAACAACUUCCUACGCUAUGAAGCGUGGGAUUAACACCGAGAUUUUAGAGAAGUACAUUGACGAUCACACCUUGUUCUUCGUGGAGAGCGCGUUUACAACAAGCCCUAUCCUCUCGGAGGUCUUCAGGUCUGCCUGGAGAUAUUCUAGGAGUGAGGAGAAUUUUAUGCUCAGGGAUGCUCUACAACUCUGGACCGCGAUCCAGCUACUCUUAAACGGAGCUACUCUCCACCCUUCUUCCGACUCCCUCGGCAUUGGCCCGAUCCCCUCAUCCACCUGCCCCUUGGCCAACCAGACUCCCCUCCCCAGGGUCCUUGCGAACCAGCUCGACCACCUCAUUGAACGUAGGAUCUGGCAGCUCGAAAAGCAGAUCUUGAACGAGCUACAGAAAAGGAUCUUUGGCAGGAAGCGUGAGGAUUGGCUCAGGAUCUUCCUCACACUGGUUGUUCUCAUGAGCGCGCUUGAACGUGAUUCGUGGAGACUCUACUACUGGGUGUUCCACAUGGAGGAUGGUUAUGCAUGGCGCCAUCCUUCUACUCCUCAAAGGCUAGUCGAGAAAAACAACGUCCUAGCCGAGUCACUAGCGGCACACUUUGCCGCCAUCAGCAAGGGGCUCACUCCUUUCUCGUUGGACUGGAGUCGGGAACAGACUGUAGCUCUGAUCGGCAACUGUGAGGAUGCUCCGCUCAUGUUGGAGUCCAUGGAAAGGAUUGGUAGAGGCCUGAGGAGUCCUGGUAGGUUUACUACUCUCUCUCUCUUCUUUUUUUUUAACCUUGGGCCUAUUACUGAUUGUAAAUCUAUAACUAUAGAUCACGCUCUGCGAAUUGAGAAUGUACUCUCGCACUACCGGGAGAGUGACGAGAAGAGCUUAGACUUCCUAUACACCUCCAAAGUCAUGGUUUUGUAAAGCAGCACAUGGAUUUUUUUUAAAUUUUUUUCGGUGGGCACAGGUGGGAGGCCCAACCGUUCAGUGCAACCGCCACGGGAAUCAAUGCUCCGGCUGUGCGGCAAAAUCUCCAUUAUAGAAACGACCCGAGUUAAGACAUGUGUGUCGAGGGCGAGGGCGAGGUACGGUACGGGGGCGUUAUGAAUUUUUGGCCGAGGUCUUCUUUUCGUUUCCCUUUUUUUUUCUAUGAUACUUGUUCUUUUUUGCAUACGUCUUGGGGUUUCCAUUCUCUGUAAAAACUUUGGGAGACUGUUUUUUUUGGUCUUUCCCGCUUUUUCUUUUUUUUUCUCACGACUUCCUUUUCUUUCCAGUUGUGUUAUUGGGCUGCAAAACUCGCGAGUACAGGUGUUUUUCCUUCUGCAUUUCGUGCAUCACUUUAGGGACAAGGGCGGGAAAGGGGACAUGUUGGGCUGGGGCUACUUUCUUUCUUUCUUUCUUUCCUUUUUUUCUUUUUGCUCUUCUCAUCUUUUCUGCUUCAACAUGUUUAGGAUGCAUAGACUUUGUUCAAGGCCGGCUUUUGCCAUUCGUUAGAAUUUUUCUCCGUUGUCUUUGGGUUUUUAUGCAUAUAAAGGAGUAUGAUUUUCUCAUGUAUUCAGCUAUGAGUUUUACCGUUGCAUCACGAAUUCACGAGUUUAGCUCGUCACGUUUAAGAAAGAAGAGAGUUUAAAGCGGGUCUUCUGGGCUUUUUUUUUUUCUUUUUUUCCGCACAAUCCGACCAUUUUGGCCUUGGGGUACGAUGCUUUUCUAGAGCUCCAUUUAUUUUUCUGCAUUAGACACAUUUCUCGUAUACAUAAGUACAGUACAGUGUGUCUAGGGUCCGAAUAGGUUGUUGGGUUACCAAAUGUGAGCAUCUCGGAUGCUAUCAUAGCCUUGCAUACACCG